Podospora bellae-mahoneyi is the source of this 1059-nucleotide messenger RNA. RefSeq lists its product as uncharacterized. The record is from RefSeq and is a predicted model, not a curated record. Lineage: Eukaryota; Fungi; Ascomycota; Sordariomycetes; Sordariales; Podosporaceae. The transcript has 3 exons. Bases 1 to 1059 code for a protein of 352 amino acids.
AUGGGCCGAAAAGCGAUCGAUAUCGAGCACAUGGUGAGCUUCCCGCCUGCUGGCGGUCAAGUGUGGCUUGCUCGCGCACAAACCAAGUAUUAUCUUUCGUGCCUGGACGACCACCUGCCUGGUGUGCUCGCGGCUCUUUAUGGCUUGCUAGCGAUCAGCUAUCGUUUCCUCCCGAUUACCUCAAACACAGCAGCGCGUGGACGCGCAAGGACAGGUCGAGCUUACUCUCCAGCAGGAGUUUCCUCUCCUCUCGAGGUUGACGAGCACAAGAACCAGCACCCGUUCUUUGUCAUCUUCAAGUCCCCGGCCUUACCACAGCUCAACCAAAGCACUGCACCGAGGCUGCACGAGGUCUUCCGUCCUCAACGGGACGCGGGCAAUCUUUUUGACUCGGGUAUAGUACCGGCUUUUCAUGAGAUCAAGUCGCACAGUACCUAUCUCGUCCGAUCCCGCGCUGUCGUAUCCCAGGCUUCCCUUUCCCAGAUUGCCUCCUUCUCAAUCAACAUCGUCUUUCCCCAUCUUGACUUUAGACUUGGGACUCCUGGUGGUAGGGACAUAACAACCACCAAGGAGGCCGUGAUGAAGCAUCUUCAUGCAGCAGCAGACAACAAACUCAAGAUCAAGAUCCGGCGGUUGCCAUCACAAAAGGUGGCUCAUGCCCAAAUCGUCGCACAAGCGGCCGUUGUCCAAGUCGCUGAUCAGCUCCUCGCCGUCUAUUUCCCUGCGAAGGUGACGAUGGAUGCACAUGCAACCAGUCUUCGUUAUGCCAAAGCACGUAAUCUCGAGCUUGGUUUGCAUCAGUCACUUCACAAGUAUUAUCUGGAUCACCUAAACCGCUUUCCCGACCUUCAACAGGCGCUCUCGUCUGCGAGCGCACCUGCAGCACUCCCCGGAACACGAGGACGAGACGCAGCCGAGUCCGAAAUCGUACUUCCUCCGGCGAGAAGCGAGGACCCGCAUGUCGAAUACCUCUUCGCCGGGAGCGAACGCGCGGACCUCUUUCCAGACCUCCAACAUGCGCAGGAUACAUGCACCGGUGCGAUGACCGAAGAGAUUUGA